AUGGGAAAUGCUAUUGGUUUCGUUCGUUCAAUGUCAUCUGGAGCUGCGGCUGUGGCGAGUCAAAUGAAAGCCUACGACACUAUCGAAAACGAAAUCGAGAUUACGGAAGAUGAAGGUAAACUUGUAGUAGCUGCUGUAUUUGAUAAACGAGAAACACCUUUGCGAGCGCUAAAAGAACUUCUGACUGAUUUACGCAAUCAAGCCAAUAAGAAUCGUGAUUUCACCAAGAUGUUGGUUGAAGUGUUCCGGCGUGCCUUCCUGGAUGACUCGAAAUAUGCUCAUCUACUUAACUUCUAUGUAGCUGUGCCUGCGCUUACUGUAAAUUACGUUGAGCACAUGCUUGUAUGUAGAGACCGUCUCAAGAAGCGCGCACAGCAGAACAAGGAGACCACAUUUACGGACGACGGUUUCAUAAUGGGUCUUGCUUACAUUCUCACUGUGCUGAAUCUUUGGCCUCAGUUUUCAUCAUUGAAUUGGUUCCGUUCAAUUUCCAAAAAAUGUACUGCUGACUACGAAGCUCUAACCGAGGAGAUGAAGACGAGUAAAGAUCCCCGUAAUGUGCACCUCAAAACGGCUCGUCUACAAGCGUUUGAGAGGGAGUUCAAGCUGUUAUCAUACACAUUCCAGUCCGCUCGGGUAUUUCUUUCUAUCGAUGAAGAUGUUGAAUAA
Messenger RNA from Strongylus vulgaris, 669 nucleotides. The record is from the annotation of a GenBank genome assembly. NCBI's taxonomy places the organism in Eukaryota, Metazoa, Nematoda, Chromadorea, Rhabditida, Strongylidae.